This is a messenger RNA of Schistosoma curassoni, 691 nucleotides long. The record is from the annotation of a GenBank genome assembly. Lineage: Eukaryota; Metazoa; Platyhelminthes; Trematoda; Strigeidida; Schistosomatidae.
UAGAUCAUACUUUAUUUUUAAAAAAUCUCUUAUAAGUAACUUAUUACAGAUCCUGGCAGUAUAUAUACCCCUCGUAUUCGAAAAACUUCACAGAAAUCUCGAGCACAUAUUAAUGAUUCAGCUGAAGUACGUUAUAUGCCAAAUGGAAGAAGAGUUUCACCUGAUGGAGCCUCCUACAUGAGUUCAAAUGCUGACUCGACCACUAAUGGAUCAUUUGCUGAACGUGUCUACAAAGUUAUAUUUGUUGGUGAUUCAGGUGUUGGAAAAUCAAGUAUUAUAAGAAAAUUUGUAUCUGGUGUAUUUGAUUUAAAUCUUCCAUUAACUGUGGCAAUUGAUUUUCAUGUGAAAUUUAUGCAUUGCGAUGGGACUAAUUUGUAUCUACAAUUAUGGGAUACAGCUGGACAAGAGAAAUUCAGAAGUAUUACACGACAAUAUUAUCGUAAAUCAGAUGGUGUAAUUAUUGUGUUCGAUGCAACUAAUGAAUCAAGUUUUUUAGCCGUCCGUUCAUGGCUUCAAUCGGUUACCGAAGAAACAGACGAGAAUACCGUUAUCUUAAUUCUUGAAAAUAAAUCUGAUCUCAUUGAAGAAAAUGAUAAUAAACGUGCAGUAUCGCGAGCUACAAUUGAUAAAAUUGUUCGCGUAAGUUCUUUGUGUAGCAGUGAUUAGAAUUAAGAUGUUUGCCAGAUUACCG